AUGGAUGAAACGGGUGUAGACUAUAUGGUCUUGUCGUUGACGUCUCCGGGAAUCCAAGGCACCUUACAUGUUCGCCUUGCCGAGGAGACUGCAACACGAGCCAAUAACGAUAUUGCAGCAUCAAUUUCCAACAAUACGAUGAGGUUUGGAGCAUUUGCUGCUCUUUCAAUGCACAAUGCAACACAGACUGCUCUAGAACUUCGUCGCUGUGUUAAAAACCUCGGUUUCCAUGGAGCACUGCUGAAUGACUUCCAGCAGGCUGGGGCCGAUAAUAAUACUCUUCUGUACUACGAUACUCCGGAGUACGACCCGCUCUGGCAGAUGGCUGUCGAUCUUGAUGUUCCGAUCUACCUUCACCCCAGACCACCUACAGCUCUCAUGAACCGUGUGAACUUUGCCCACUCCCCUUGGAUGCUGGGGCCUGCCCAUCAGUUCGCCGUCACCCUUUCCAAUCACAUUGUUGGCCUCUGUACCAACGGGGUUUUUGAUCGUUUUCCUACACUUAAGGUCAUUGUUGGCCACCUCGGAGAACGCAUACCGAGCGACUUUUGGCGUAUUGAUGAGAUACUUAUGCGUAGGGUGCCCGAGGGCAUACCAAUGCGGCGUCCAUUUUCCUCGUACUGGCGAACAAAUAUAUGGGAGACAACAACCGGUAACUUCUGGACGGAACUGCUCAGCUUUCAUCGCAGUAUCCUCGGGGAAGAUCGCAUCUUGUACUCCGUCGACUACCCCUUUGUCAUGAUGCAGCAGGGAGCGGAAUGGGUUGAUUCGUUACAGCAGAGCAAUUCGACCAAACUGAACUUCAUUAGGAAUCACGCCAUCUCGCUGUUGAAGUUGAACACUUAA
Molecule: messenger RNA, 846 nt
Organism: Ilyonectria robusta
Lineage: Eukaryota; Fungi; Ascomycota; Sordariomycetes; Hypocreales; Nectriaceae
Product: amidohydrolase family protein
Exons: 4
Coding region: 1-846 (281 amino acids)
Biological process (GO): secondary metabolic process
Cellular component (GO): cytosol; cytoplasm
Molecular function (GO): hydrolase activity; carboxy-lyase activity
Source: RefSeq, a predicted model, not a curated record